GAGUGCUGGGGGGCGGGGGCGGCGCGCGCAAGGCGGGGUGGAAGGAGGGAGGGGGGAACCGCUGCCUCGCUCGCUCACUCGCUCGCUUGCUUGCUCCCUGGCUGCUGCAGCGGCGGCGGCGGCGGCGGCGGCGGCAGGAGCAGCCCCCAGGGCUCUGGGAAAAGAAGAGGAGGAUAUCCUGUUGCUGCUCUCUCCCCUUCCCCCACUAUCCUAUCCCUCCCCUUUCCCAUCUCAAGAUGGCAUCCAGUGGCUCUGAUGGGGCAGAGAUGAAGGGGGAUGAGGAGGGUACCUCAGCCCAGGGCGAAGGGACUGGAACAACUACUCCUGGAGCAGAGACUACCCUUCCCCAGCCUCCAGCUGGGGCCCAGGACAUCACAGAAACCACCCAAAUGGGUUCAGAGUCCACCAGACCCUCAGAUGAAGGCCCAGAAGUGGGGACAUCCCCUGAACAGGCAAUAAAAACUUUAGAGGCACUAGAAGGGACUCCAAACCCAGCCAAGGAAACAGACUCCAUACCAGACCCAGGAAGUUCACUGGCAGAACAGACCCCUGGAGCAGACUCACAUCCUCAGCUAACACCAGAAACCUACAAAGAAUCCAUCCUAACCCAAGAAGGGAGCAAAAAGCCAACUGAAGAAGGGAGCAUAGAGCUGGCCCAAGAAGGAAGCAAAGAGCCUGCCCAAGAAGGGAGCAAAGUGCCCGCCCAAGAAGGGAGCAAAGAGUCUGCCUCAGUUCUAGAAGUAAGCAAAGAACCAUCUCCAACCCCAGGCCCAGAGGCAGAACAGGCUAAGCAGGAGCCAGUGUCUGACUUCAGGCCAGUCCCCCAGCCCACAUCUCCUGUCCAAAAGGCAGUGCCUAUCUCCACAGCCCCUGAGGACCUAACCGAGGACCUGAUGGAGAAACAAGAAAAUGGGGCAGUAGUGCCAAUAAAGGCUGGAGAGGGAGACAAGGGCACAACUCCUCAGCCCCACUCUCCUCCUCCACCCAAGGGCCCUCCAGCCAAUGGAGCACCCCCAAGGGUGCUACAGCAGUUGGUGGAUGAGGAGAGAGGAGUUGGGGGGCAUGGUACAAAGCCUGGCUCCCCUAGAGGCAGCCUGAGCCGCCAGCCCAGCUCCCUGCUGGGGGGGCCAGGAGUUGAGGGGGGUGAAGAGAUCCCAAAGCCACGUGACUACAUCAUCAUCGCCAUCCUAUCUUGCUUCUGCCCAAUGUGGCCUGUCAACAUCGUGGCUUUUGCUUAUGCCAUCAUGUCUCGGAACAGUCUACAGCAGGGUGAUGUGGAUGGAGCUCAGCGCUUGGGAAGGGUGGCCAAGCUGUUGAGUAUCGUGGCAUUGGUGGGUGGGGUCCUCAUCAUCAUUGCCUCCUGUAUCAUCAACUUUGGAUUAUUUAAAUGAGAGGCUCUAUCCUGUGCCCCUACGACUUUUUCUUCUGAACUACCAGGGGUCCAUCUCUUCCCUGGGGUGAGACCUAAUGAUGGCCCCCACCAUCAGCCCUUGAUCCUACAGAGACCAAGGGAGCUGGAGAAGGGCCUUGUUUACAGUAUUCCUUUCCUCCCUUCUUCCUCCCCACUCCCACCUCAUUCACCUCUUCCUGCCCUUUUUCUAGCCUCUCUGCUCACCUGCCAAUCUUCCCUUUUUUCCUUCUUUCCAUCCUUGUCCACCUUCUCUUACUCCCUCCCCUGUUUCCCUUAUUCAUCUUCCUUAUUUUGUUUCCAUAUUCUCAGCCUCCUUUUCUUUCUCUUCAUGGCCUCCUCCCAACAUCUCUUUUCUUUUCAUCAUGUCUUUCCCAGUCCCAAUCUACCCUUUUUUCUCAUUUCCCUUUCCAUAAACUUCCUCAAUUUCUUACCUUCCCCCUUGCCCUUUCCUGCGCAUACUACAAACUGAAUAGACUGAAGUGGGGGCUGUGGUGGGUGACCUGACCCUGUUCCCCAUCUCCAGCUGAACAGACUGAUCUUUUCGAAAGCCUCCCCUCCUCCUUCCCUCAUAGGAAGGGGUUGACAGGGGCUCUGCCCAGUUCAAGUUGGGGAAGGGAGUGAUGGUGGGACAACUUCCUGGGAAUGAUAUGCAAAAACAAAACCCCAGCCUAUCUCUGACUGUUCAUUCUCUUCAAAGACAAUUCCUGGGAGCAGACUAAGGGUCUACCCUCCCAGAUAUCUCCCUGUGAAUCAGUAUGGGGAGAGAGCUGCAUUGAGGGGCAUGAGGGGACGGGAGGGGGGUGGGCCUUAAAGAGUCUUCUAAUUUCACGGAGGGGUGGGGGAGGGGGGAGAGGCCCGGGGUGCAUUGCUGUUUGGUCUGUGAUGCCUGUUCUACUCACAUUCCACGCAUGAGGGAAUGGAACUGGGUCGGGUGAUUUCUAACCUGGGGGCGUGCUGGCCCAGUCGAGUCACCCGGGCGCUGUGCCCUAGUCCACAUCCCCCUCCCCUGGCUGCCAAAAGGAGAGGAUUUUAACAGUUUAUUUAUGUAUUAGUUUAUUUAUAGGGGGAGGGUCGUGCCAUUCACGUGCUUUGUAAGAAAAAAAAGCCAAAAAAAAAAUCGGACCAAAUGCCCAGAGGCUGAGCUCGAAGCCUGGGCUUGCAAGGGGCGUGUCCUCGUAGAUUUUUUAAGCGGACAAGGGCGACUUUGCCGCACAAGGCGGGGCAAGAGGUUUGGGGCGGGGGUGGGGGUGGGGAGCUACCCAGCCCACUUGGCAGAGAAAAAUGUUUUUUCCUUUCUUAAAAAAAAAAAGUGUGUGCGGGGAAACCCAUGGAUCUAAAAAAAAACUCACAAAAUUAUCUUACUAGUUACCCAUUUUGUAUGGAGGAUGCUGCAUGAAUCUGAACACCAAUAAACUGAGAUUGUGCAUGA
Messenger RNA from Phascolarctos cinereus (koala), 2840 nucleotides. It is a transcript of the gene PRRT2, whose product is annotated as proline rich transmembrane protein 2. The record is from RefSeq and is a predicted model, not a curated record. Lineage: Eukaryota; Metazoa; Chordata; Mammalia; Diprotodontia; Phascolarctidae. Gene Ontology annotation, cellular component: membrane.